GUUUACUGGUGUAUUGUGUUGCACUGGGCGUGGCGCACCAGCAGGUUGAGCCACUCUGCACCUCCACACCUGGAGCGCACAAGCUCUCAGGUCGCGGUCACACUCACUGAAAUGAGCACCAGAGGCAAAACUACGAGGAUAACUUAUAGGCAAUGGAGAGACCCGGAAAUAAGCGUGGUGUCACUCAGAGGUGCCGGAGACAUCGCGGGUCACAACGAUGAGGAUCAGUGCACAGACUAUGAGAUCUGUACCACGACGGCAGGAGGACACCAGUCCACACUUCAGUGUGGAUCUAACCAAACUCAAGAUAACUUUACAGUGGAGGAUGCAGUGGAAGCCAUUGGCUUUGGCAAGUUCCAGUGGAAACUCUCUAUCGUCACUGGCCUGUGUUGGAUGGCAGAUGCCAUGGAGAUGAUGAUCCUCAGCAUCCUGGCUCCCCAGCUGCACUGUGAGUGGAGACUGUCAAGCUUUCAGUUGGCUCUCAUCACAUCGGUGGUUUUCAUCGGGAUGGGGCUCAGCUCCUCUCUGAUGGGGAAUGUAUGUGACAAGUACGGCAGAAAAAUAGGUAUGACCAUUUGUAUGGUGUGGACAAUGUACUACGGCUUCCUCAGUGCCUUUGCUCCAGUGUAUGGUUGGAUCUUGGUCCUGCGGGGUUUAGUAGGCUUUGGCAUUGGAGGAGCUCCUCAGUCGGUGACACUCUAUUCAGAAUUCCUCCCAAUGAAGAUGAGAGGCACCUGCAUCAUGCUGAUUGAGAUAUUUUGGGCAGUUGGUGCUGUGUUUGAGGUCCUUCUGGCCAUAUGGAUAAUGCCCACGCUCGGCUGGCGGUGGCUGCUCGGCCUGUCCGUCACACCAACAGUCGUCUUUGUUUGCCUCUGCUCUUGGCUCCCUGAAAGUGCUCGUUUUGAUGUACUAGUAGGGAACAGGGAAAAGGCACUGGCAACAUUAAAGCGCAUUGCGGCUGACAAUGGCAAGUCCAUGCCUAAAGGAACCCUGGUCGCCAACAAACAGGCGGAGCGUGGAAGGGUCAGAGAUCUGUUCACUCCUCAGUAUCGCAGGACUACUCUUCUCCUGUGGUUUAUAUGGUUUGCAAAUGCCUUCGCCUAUUACGGGAUAGUCCUGCUGACAACUGAACUGUUCCAAGCUGGAGAUUUAUGUGGAGUGACCCAAGGGGCCAAGAUUGAACCAAGCUGUAGCCUGGAAUGCAAAUAUUUGACAUUAGCUGACUUCAAAGAUCUAUUGUGGACCACUUUGGCUGAAUUCCCAGGGCUUUUCAUAACCCUUCUCGUUGUGGACCGCAUCGGCAGGAGGAGAAGUCUGGCAUUGUGUUUCAUUAUGUUUUCUCUGUGUAUUCUGCCUUUGUUUGCUUGUAUUGGGAGAAUAGCUCUCACAAUCUUCAUCUUUGCUGCCAGAGCUUUCAUCACAGGAGGAUACCAAGUAGCUUUUGUUUACACACCAGAGGUGUUCCCUACAGAAUCAAGAGCCCUAGGGAUGGGAACAAGCAGUGGGAUGGCCAGAGUGGGAGCUCUGCUUACUCCCUUUGUGGCACAGGUUCUGCUCAGGACAUCUGUCUACUUGACUCUGUCGGUGUACUGUGGCUGCUGCCUGCUGGCCGCCGGGGCAUCCAUGCUUCUGCCUGUUGAGACAUUAGGCAAAGGUCUGCAGGAGUCCAGCCAAAUGACAGGAGACAUGACAAGAACCUGCCAGUCAAAUGGUACCGCAUGUACUUUGCACACCAGCUAUGGAUCCAGCAACCAAGAGGAUUAAGCAGUGUAAACACAGAACAGAGAGGAUCCAAAAUGUUCCCUCCCACAGCCCCACAGCUGCCCUAUUUCAUUGAACUGAAUCAUCUAGCCAUGAUGCCAUGAUGAGUGAUAAGAAAGACAAGGAAGGGGCAGUUGCAUUAUGGGAGGUAAUAAAUGGGGUACCUCCCAUGAGCCAUCAUAACAGUAAGCAACACACUGCUAAGUCACGCUGCAUUUGCUGUGGCAUUUUUGGCUACCUGUGAUGCUAAUCUAUGUUUGUACUCCUACCAAGAAGCAGUGGGGUGACUUAAGAGAAAAAAGACGCAUCAUGCCUGAACUGUUUGACAGGUAUGGAUGUGCAGAGAGACCCUCCAGGAGGACCUUCAAGAGACUCAGAGGGGGAGUGGGGUAUAUUUUUUAAUUAAUUUUGUUUUGAAAUCAUUUCCUGCAGAUGUUUUUAAACGUGAAGCCAAAAGUUGAAGGCAAUAUGCAUGUACAGUAAUAUUUAAUUUGUUAUUAAAACUGCAUUCUGUGCGACUGUGCUUUUUAAA
Myripristis murdjan (pinecone soldierfish) is the source of this 2293-nucleotide messenger RNA. It is a transcript of the gene svopb, whose product is annotated as SV2 related protein b. The transcript is spliced from 16 exons. Gene Ontology annotation, molecular function: transmembrane transporter activity. Bases 112 to 1764 code for a protein of 550 amino acids. The record is from RefSeq and is a predicted model, not a curated record. Gene Ontology annotation, biological process: transmembrane transport. NCBI's taxonomy places the organism in Eukaryota, Metazoa, Chordata, Actinopteri, Holocentriformes, Holocentridae. Gene Ontology annotation, cellular component: membrane.